AUGGCGGGUACAAGUGUCAAAGAAUUGGGCAAAAAUGAAUUCUCAAACGGAAAAUCAUCCAUCGUGGAACCGACAGAAUCGCAUGAAUCAUUCGCGGAUAUCGACUUCGCAGCAUAUGCAUUUCGAGUGGGCGACAAAAAUCGUAUUUCUCUCGUCGUGGAGCUGGACCAAAAUAUCGCCGUACCCUCGGUGGGAGGCACUGAAAUAACAACAUCGACCCCUGUUGAGAGUGCACCAAACAAGCAGACAACUCGGAAAAUAGUGCAAGAUAACAAUCAUGAUGUUAAACUGAUAAAGGAAGUUAAAUCGAGACUACAGCUGUACAGUAAAAAGGGAAAAAUAUCACAAGCAAAUGCCAAUAUUUUGUGGCAGGACAUCUGUUGCUCACUGGGGGGAAAAUACAGUAUUGUAGAUGCGAAAGCUAAGUGCAAAUAUUUAAAUUCCUCCUAUUUCAGACGUAAAAAGAACAAUGCUGUUUGUUGGCACAGUCAAUACUUAUCAUUCCUAGAUCUGCAUGAAAGUGAUUUGGAAGAGGAAUUAAACACUGUGGGAAAUGCAGAUUGCGAAAGCACAGGGGAAUUGAAAACUCCUGCCACACAAUCAUCGAUUAUCUCAAUACCGUGUGGUAGAAAAGAGAUAAUGCCCAGUGAAAAUUGCACGCCGAAAAUUAACCAACGUAAACGACGAUUGAACAAUAGUAAGUUUCUCGUAAAAGUGGUUUUUUAUAUCCCCAGUUUUGUAAUAGUUAACACUUGUUUUUACUUAUAUAAGUAUGGUUCUUGUUAAUAAAACUAUCACUAGAACACUGCUCGAAUGGUGCGAAU
This is a messenger RNA of Belonocnema kinseyi, 824 nucleotides long. RefSeq lists its product as uncharacterized. The transcript has 6 exons. The record is from RefSeq and is a predicted model, not a curated record. The coding region runs from base 1 to 786 and encodes 261 amino acids. NCBI's taxonomy places the organism in Eukaryota, Metazoa, Arthropoda, Insecta, Hymenoptera, Cynipidae.